CACAAACUCAAUUCACUUUCACUUCUUACAGCUGGUCUGUUCUCUUGCACUCACACCCUCCACCACUUCGACUUCCGUCCUCUUCCGUGCAUCACAUCUCAAACGCAAACAUGAAGUUCACCUCGUUCCUUCUUGGCUUCGCUGCCACUGCUAUCGCCAGCCCCAUCAGCAAGCGCGCUGUCUUCAGCCAGACAACAUACGACGAUCUCUCCAUCAGUGGUGGCACUGCAGGAAAUGCCCAGCAAGAAGCGCUGCAAAAGCUUGGCGGUCUGCCAACUGACCUAUCAACGGUUGAAAAGUCUGACUUGGACUUCCUCAACAGUGUCAAUCAGAUUGCGAAUGAUGCUGAGGAUGAGGCCUUCAACCCUGCUAUCGACGCAGCUUCCGGCGAAGCAGCCGAUGCUCUUCAGCGCGGAAAGAUUAAGAACAAGGUCUUGAAGUUGACUGCUACUAUUCUCAAGCUUCAGGCUCAGCAAGCGCAGGGUGAGGAUGUCGCUGAUAAGCUAGCCGAGGAGAACAAGAAGUUGCAGAACAACAUUUCGCAGGACAAGGAUGAAGCUGGAAAGGCUUCGACGUUCCUUGCUUUUGAUGCGACUACAAGCUAAGAGGAUCGAGUAAUGCUGGUGAGGGAAUUGGUGUUAGUAUUAUGAUAGGCAGGCCUACACAGUGUAUCAAGUAAUCCAAACAUAUUCAGACUCAGG
Messenger RNA from Fusarium oxysporum Fo47, 701 nucleotides. RefSeq lists its product as uncharacterized. Lineage: Eukaryota; Fungi; Ascomycota; Sordariomycetes; Hypocreales; Nectriaceae. The record is from RefSeq and is a predicted model, not a curated record. Bases 111 to 605 code for a protein of 164 amino acids. The transcript is spliced from 2 exons.